AUGGCGUCGUCGAAGGUGAUGGCGUCGUCGAAGCCGAAGAAUUCGGAUCUGGCUUCAACGUCGUCGUCUUCAACAGCUUCACGAUCGCGUCGUUUUUCUUCUUCUUCCUCUAAACACCGCUCAACUACCAUUCGGCCGCUCAACGUCGGCAACUCCCCUUCCUCCAACAUGACCGUCGACGGAAUCCUGCACAACGUCUACUCCGCUCCCUCGUCGGAGCCCACGCUCCUCGACGCUCAGAUAACCCUAAUGGACGCCCCGACUCCUCCUCCUCCUCCUCCCCUUGCCCUCGCUCCUCCUUCUCUCGCCGCCGCGGCAAUCCAAUCCAGCCACCACGCAAACGGAAGUAACGAUCAGGAAAUGGCAAUUGCGGUCGCCCCUACGCCGCCGGGGAGUAACAAGACGGUGGACGACAUGUGGAGGGAGAUUGUGUCCGGGAGGAAGGAAUUGAAGGAGGAACCGGACGAGAUGAUGACUCUGGAGGAUUUCCUCGCCAAGGCGGGUGCGGUGGAGGUCGGCGGCGACGACGACGAGGAUGAGGUGAAGAUGCCGGAGCUAGCUUCGGAGAGGUUGAGUGGGGGAGUGUUCGCGUUUGAUCCGGUGCCAGUGCCGCCGCCGAAUGCUAUCCAUAUGCUGGAUAAGGUUGAAGGCUCGAUCGUCGGGUUCGGGAAUGGAGUGGAGGUGGCUCCCUCCGGCGGGGGAUUAGGUGUGGGGAGAGGGAAGAGAGGUAGAGCGCCGGUUUUGGAGCAAUUGGAUAAGGCUGCGCAGCAGAGGCAGAAGAGGAUGAUCAAGAAUCGGGAGUCAGCUGCCAGGUCCAGGGAGAGGAAACAGGCUUAUCAAGUCGAAUUGGAAUCGUUGGCAGUGAAGCUAGAAGAGGAAAAUGAGCAGCUGCUGAGGGAGAAGGAAGAGCGUGCAAAAGAAAGGCUAAAGCAGCUUAUGGAGAAGGUGUUCCCUGUGGUGGAAAGGCGAAAACCGCCACGAACGCUGCGCAGAGUUCGGUCUUGGGUAUGGUAG
This is a messenger RNA of Linum trigynum, 1014 nucleotides long. The record is from the annotation of a GenBank genome assembly. NCBI's taxonomy places the organism in Eukaryota, Viridiplantae, Streptophyta, Magnoliopsida, Malpighiales, Linaceae.